This is a messenger RNA of Trypanosoma theileri, 3717 nucleotides long. RefSeq lists its product as uncharacterized. The transcript has a single exon. The coding region runs from base 1 to 3717 and encodes 1238 amino acids. Lineage: Eukaryota; Euglenozoa; Kinetoplastea; Trypanosomatida; Trypanosomatidae. The record is from RefSeq and is a predicted model, not a curated record.
AUGACCCAAUCAACUGUGGCCGAGGACCCGUUGCUAGUUACGGAUUUACAAUUAUUGCUUUUGGACCUUGAGGGAACUCUCAACCGCACUGCUGCAGAGUUGCGUCAUUUGGUCCCAUCUUUUUCUUCUCUCGAUGAUGAUGAUAAUAAUGAUAAUAACAACAAUAAUACCAAUACUAACAAUAAGAACAAUCAUGACUGUACAGAGAAUCUGGUGAGUUCUACAUUUACAUCUGAAGAUAUUGUAGGACCAAUAAAGGAACUACAAAAGUAUGUGGAGGCAUGUGAGGCCUCUAUUAAUAGUCGAUUGACUCAAGUACGCCAUCAAGUGGAACUCGCCGUAAAUGUUUCCAGAACAUAUCAAAGAAUGUUUCCCAAUUGCCAGAGUAAAUUGCUUGCGGCUGCUGCCACUCAUGGCCCCAGCGGUCUUCCUGCGGCGGCAAAUCAGGUAUCUAGGGGUGUGAGUAUAUGUAAUGAGAGUGUGCGGUAUUAUCUCUCACGUUUUGUACGUUGGGAUCCAUUGGAGUUUGAUAGGGUCACGAAUGCCGUUGCGGCUAUUGCAGAAGAAGCCCAUCGACAAGGUUUAUCAAGUGUUGGUGCGGAUAUGCAAUCUCAACAUUUUAAUACAGGAAUACAAUCAUCAUUUUCGGAUACUUCUUUUACUAUUCCAUCAGGGGCUUUUGCUUCUCAUUAUAAUAUGCCAGGGGCAACAGGAUCAACAACAAUAGUAGGAGUAGGAGGAAAUCAACAACAAAGUAGACGAAGUUUAAAUACUAUAAUAGAUCGAUUGGUAUUACGACAAUUACAGUAUGAUGGUAUUCGUUUAACUACUUCUAUGGAAAUGGAACUUGGAUGUUAUGAUGGAAUGACAACUGUGUAUGUCUCAGACUCGGAAUCCGUUUCGGAUAAUAUUCCAUUUGAUAUUGCCAUUCCACAAGAAAUAAGACGUGGACUUAUGCAACCGCUUGUCGAUCAUGAUGAUAGUGAUACAAAUUUACAACAAGUCAUACAUAAUACACAUCCACGUACAUUACAGUGGAUUUCAGGUAUAUUGGAUCUUUGCUCAAGAUGUAGUCCUGAUGGUUUUCCAAAUGCAUGGAAUGUAAAUAACGCCUUGGGAGCUUCCUUAUCAUCUUUAACGGGUACAUCAUUUCCAUGGAAUUCCUAUGAUCAACCAUCCGAGAGAGAAGUACUCACACAGCCAUGGUUUUUCACAGAAGUGGAAACACAAAUGACGAAUCCACAUGCAGAAGAAGAAGGAGAAGGAUCUCGUGUUGGAUCGGCUUCUUUAGGUUCCAUUCCUCAUAUAGGUGUAUUCACACGAUCUUCUCCAUUUCCACCGCCACUGCCAAUGUCGGUAUUAACUCCAUGGCCCGUUAUUGGCUCAGAGAGAGAUCUUGCAUAUGAUUAUGAAGGGGCAGAUAGUCAUAUGGUAGAUUAUAUGCAGGAGCAGCAGGAUCAAGGAGAGGAGGUGGAACAGGAGAGUGGAGAACAGGUUCAACGUAUUUACCCUAAUGAAGAAGAAGACUAUGGAGAUGAUUACAGUGAAAAUGUGGAAGAGGAGGAUGAAGAAGAGGAAGGAGAAGGAGAAGGAGAAGGAGGAGGAGAUGAAGAUGAAGAAGAGGAACAUGAACAUCAUCAUCAUCACCAUGAUGAUGAUGAAGAAGAGGAUGUAUGUGUGGAACAAUUACAACAGGAGAAACAGGCGGCAUCUAAUGAGAGUAGUGCACCCCCGUUAGUUGUAUUGACUGCACAACGGGUAUAUGUUCUUCUUUCCGAUAUUGUGAUUAUUUGGGCUUUACAACGUGUAGCUGAAAUGGUUGCACAAUCAAAGGAACAGCAAAAGAGAGAAUCACACGUAUCAACUUCUCAUUCAUCUGGUGUCAAUAAUAAUAACAUUAAUAAUAAUAAUAAUAAUAAUAAUAAUAAUAAUAAUAAUAAUAAUAAUGGGGGUUUGACGGGUGGUAUAUUACCCUCUUCAGCGACAUUGCAGAAGGCAGUAGACUUUAUUCUUGCAUUACAAAGACAUCCACUGGUGCUUUGGCGGCUUGAAAUGGAACGUGGAUUUCAGAAUACACGACGAAAUAAUAACAAGAAGAAAGGAACAACAUCAUCAACAACAAAGGACGGCACUACUACUACUACUGCUACUAAUAAUAAUAAUAAUUACAAUACGACGAUGGACAAUAAAAGCAGUAAAGAAAAUGGUGAGAAAUCUCUUGAUGGUACGACAUCCUCACCACUUUUAAUAACCUUUUCUCAUGUUUUGGUGGCUUUAGGGUAUAUACCACUUCUUUGGGGUAAACAACAGAAUGAAGAGAAUGAGAAGAAGAAACGAAGAGUACAAGAACAGUUACUCUUUUGUAUUGCCCCAUUCCUUACUCUUUGGUCUAGUGCUCAGGAGAAAAAGAAUAGGGAAAACUUGAUAUCACUUGAUAUUCUUACUGAUGCAGAUAAUGAGGAAAAUAAUGGUGGAAUUUCACCCGCUCUUCCUGCAUAUACUUCCCCUUUUGUAUGGCAGGAAUGUGUACUUGCAGAUCUUCUUGAUCAAGUACAUAAGAUUCGUCAAUUAGAAUCACUUUUAUUAUCUGAGAACACAGAUGAAGUAGUGGAUGCUCCUGCCACAACUUUCACAAGAACAAGAGAUAAUACUACUACUAAUACUAAUACUAAUAUUAAUAGUAAUGGUACUAUUUCUACUACUACACGUCCAGAGAAUUUACUUGUUCGUCUUGUUUACCCGUUAAGUAAUUUUAUGUUACGUCAUCUUGAUGAUUAUUUUGACAAAAGUGUCAUUGGAAGAGUGGAUGAGGAAAACGUAAAUGUACCGUACCGUGUGCCAUCUGUUUCACCCGCCUUAAGAGGAAAUCCACUGCCUCCUCCUCCUAGUCUAUCUCAACAACAACAAUCACAAUCACAACAAUCACAACAGUCAUCUUCUGCCUAUGUUGACGAUGAUGGUUCGUUGCGUCACAGAAUGGAUAUAUUUCGAGGUUUACUUCCACAAAUGUCCUUUGGACGAGGUAUACCCCAAACUAUCAGAGUUAGACACUCCGGCAGAAGCAGCAAUAAUAAUAAUAAUAAUAAUAAUAAUAACAGUAAUAAUAAUAACAAUAAUAAUAAUAAUAAUAACACCAGUAACACUAGCAAUAGUAACAGUAACAAUAACACCAGCAACAAUAGUAACAACAACAAUAGUUCUCCAUCACGUCAUCUAAGUCAAAGUACGGCGAACAAUCGACGCAUGCAUGCAAUCAUGUUAGAACUUCCUCAUGCCAGCACCGUUCUCUCUGAGGAGGAUGAGCGGAGAAGCCAUGCGACCCCAUCUCUUCUUUGUCCACUAGAACAAUCUCACUAUUACGCGGCCAACCCGGCAUUAGGGACUACUUCAACUGUAGUCUGGCAACCUUUAUUUCAAAAAACAAUGUGCUACUGUCCAGUAACACGACGGCGUUGUAUUGAUGUGGCUCUAUGUAGUAUUCAAAAUGAAGUGAACCCAUCCUUCACAUCGCUCUUAUCACGAACCGAAAGUAGAAAGUUUGGUUUUAAUCCUCCCCAUUUGCUUAGUUGUGGACAUGUGAUUUCAUAUAAUGCGAUGCUUACAAUCUCUGAGAGGCCACACCGGCAGUCACGCGGGGGAUCACCGAAUGUUUGUUGUCCGUACUGCUCCUCCGAUACCCCGUUAAGUCGAGUGAUAUUGCUACGCUGCAUUUAUUAA